CCCUAUAUCGAGCACGUUGCGUUUCAAGUCGUUCGGUUCAUUCAACUUACGCGGUUUGGUUAGUCUUGCCGAGCUUAUUCUCAUUCAUCCAUUAGAUCGAUGAGAGGGAACCACUGUUCAUUCUGAUUCCGACGAUCGUGAGAAGCGACUUGAAGAGAAUGUGGAGCGCGUUUAUCACCGCAUUGGCGUUACUGUUUUUUGUACCUAAAAUUGAUAUCAAUUCUGCGAAAACUGUUAUCGAAACAUCAACUGAAGAUGGUUUGCUCUCCUACUCUGAAAACGAAUUUGAUUCGGCGGAUAUAGGAUGCAAAAUAUCUUUGAAAGAAGAUAUAACUGUAAAGCACCCGCUUUUGCUAGUCCCUGGAACUGGUCAAUUUUAUACGCCUGUUGAACAAUCAUCGGACCUUUUGUUCCGUAAAGGUGAAUCGAUAGAAUUGUUUUGCACACAUGGUUUCGCUGACCAGACAGAAGAUAAUUCACUAACAGCCUACUGUGAUGGAGCCAAUCUUUUCAGCUUAAACGGUGAAAGUUAUAGGAUAUCAGAGUUGACAUGUAAACGUCCUCCUUUUCAUGAAGUUAUUCGUACUGAGUUUAAUUGUUUCAAUGGAGCCAGUCUGCUUCGAGUGGGCUUUAAUGUCAACACAACGUUUGUCCCGCUUUAUGAGAUCUGUUUUGAUGAGCAUUCACUUAGAACACACUACGUCAAGCACCAGUUAACUCCUGGGAAUAUAUAUCAUCAGCAAACGAAGCGACCACCUUUCAUCCAGGGAACUUUCUAUCCUCAACUCAAUAUGAACAAACUUUAUAACUUUGAAUCUCAACGAAAUACAUUGGAACAAAUCCUCGGCUCUCAAGAUCGCACAGAUGAGCUUUUGUCUAAGAAAGGAGAAAUGUUUUUUGCUCGAGGUCAUCUAGCGGCUAAGGCAGAUUUUGUUUUCAGCGCCCAACAGAGAGCCACUUUUUGGUUCAUGAACGUCGCCCCGCAGUGGCAAAAGUUUAACGGCUACAAUUGGCAACGGAUCGAAACUGGGAUCAAAGAAUUUAUCGCUAGGCGAAAUCUCACAGUUACCGUUUACACCGGAACCUAUGGUACGCUGGAACUUUUGGAUGCCAACGGAGAUCCACAAUCUAUAUAUUUAGAUUUCGAUCCAAACAAUGGCGGCCGAGUACCGGUGUCGAAAGUAUUUUACAAAAUUAUUCACGAUGAACUGAACGAUGCGGGCAUCGUUUUAAUCGGUGUUAACAACCCACACGCAAGUAUGGAAGAGAUAGAAAGCAACUACAUAUUUUGUGAUGACAUUUCUGAUCAAAUAAGUUGGUUAAAAUGGAAAAAAGAUUACAUUCCUGGUGGAUUUUCCUACGCGUGUGACGUUAAUCAGUUCAAUGACAAAACCAAACAUUUACUUUUGCCCAAAAUUGGCAAUCUUUUGGUUUAGAUAAAGAAAAUAAUAUGGAUAGCUGAAGAAUAUUUGAUCUUUUGAACAUUAAUACAUUUUUCUGAUAGUGAAAUGAUAAUACAUUUCUUGUUUUGAUAUUUAGGUCUGUUGAACUACAUGUUAUUUUGCUUUAUGAAUUACGUGUGAUGUCUCUGAUAUUUUUUAUAAACUAAUUUAAUUUUUCUUGUAAUUUUUAUUGUUCUAUACAAUUUUGUUUGAAAUUAUACUAAAUAGGUCCCAAAGUUUGAAUUUGAUUUUUACUUACCAGCAGAGCAA
Uranotaenia lowii is the source of this 1712-nucleotide messenger RNA. RefSeq lists its product as uncharacterized. The record is from RefSeq and is a predicted model, not a curated record. Gene Ontology annotation, molecular function: single-stranded DNA endonuclease activity; metal ion binding; nucleic acid binding. Gene Ontology annotation, cellular component: nucleus; mitochondrial inner membrane. The transcript has 3 exons. NCBI's taxonomy places the organism in Eukaryota, Metazoa, Arthropoda, Insecta, Diptera, Culicidae. The coding region runs from base 159 to 1436 and encodes 425 amino acids. Gene Ontology annotation, biological process: apoptotic DNA fragmentation.